Branchiostoma belcheri (Belcher's lancelet) is the source of this 966-nucleotide messenger RNA. Its product is annotated as STAGA complex 65 subunit gamma-like. NCBI's taxonomy places the organism in Eukaryota, Metazoa, Chordata, Leptocardii, Amphioxiformes, Branchiostomatidae. The coding region runs from base 1 to 966 and encodes 321 amino acids. The transcript has 8 exons. Gene Ontology annotation, cellular component: SAGA complex. The record is from RefSeq and is a predicted model, not a curated record. Gene Ontology annotation, molecular function: transcription coactivator activity; protein heterodimerization activity.
AUGCCGUCGUACUGGGGAGAGCUGCCUGGCCAGUCCCAGCCUGCCCGGGGCCCUGGGGACCUCAUCCCGGGGGUGGGGGAGAUGCGGGCUGUGGAGGUCAAGGAACCCCCCCUUCACCAGCCCUCAGCCGUGCACAAACCCCCUUUCACAGAACUGCCUCCAGAACAGUGUAACCUGACGAUACACACCAUCCAACUGGCACAACAUGUCCGCAGACUCCGCUCCAUGUUACAGUUGGUCCAGGCACAACAGGCAACGCAGGACGGCACAGUCGAGGACCCGUCCUACCCCCCUCUGCCCCAGGAACCCCCUCCCCCCGAGAGCUUUGACGAGCAGAGAACGCCUGGUCCGCUCAGCUUCACACCCAGGGACCCAGACAGUGAGUUCAUGCGAGGUUUUGGAGAGACUCCAAGUGAGCUGAGUUCUGCCUCCUGUUGGCAGCUGCUGAGGAAAGCUGUGGGGACGAUCUGCGCUCACUCUGGAUGGGAGAGUGCGAACGAGUCAGCGUUGGACACCCUGACGGACAUCGCACACGAGUACAGCGCGACCUUCUGCAGGUCACUCCGAGCAGCCGUCGACCAGGAGGCUCGGACUGGAACUACAGACUUCCCGGAUGUGAUGGAGCAGGUGUUCCAUGAGAUGGGUGUUGGCAGCAUCACGUCCCUGCAGACGUUCUGGCAGACGCGGAUGGUGGAUUACCACGGCUUCCUGCAGCAGCAGAGCAGACAGCUGGCCGAGGAGUACGAACGGGUCACGAACCCAGACAGACCCAGUGCAGAGGAUGUUAAGCCUGUCAGAGUUAAGGAGGAGCCGUUCUCAGACAUCCAGUUCCCCCUGGCAGCUGAGGAGGAGCAUCAGGAAGAGACAGAUGCUCCGGAGCAGCCUCCGCUCCACUUCCCCAGCCUGAGUCACUCCCUGGAGCACCUGGAGCAGUCUAAGACAUGUUUCUUGUUCCUUACAGCCUAA